AUGUUAAGAAUUAAGCCUUGCCAGCCGAUGCCCCACGAAUCUGUAAUGACAGUGGAGAAAAAACGUCAAUUCUGCGUUAAGUCCAAGCCAUUUUAUAAGGGAACAAAAGCACGGUUAUCUAUUGGCCGGAAGGAACCCAAUUACGAUGAAGAUACUGAAUGGAAUGAUGUCUUGCGUGCCAAAGGCAUUAUACCCCAAAAACCCAAGGAGGCCGAAAUUACGGAGGACCAAAUUCAAGCCAUGAUCGAUGAAACCAUAAAAAAACGUACCGACCUUGCUGAUGGUCGUAAAAAUGUAGAAGACAUGAACCUGGAUGAAUUAGAUGAACUGGAGGAUUCUGAAGAUGAAGAGGUCCUCGAACGGUAUCGUCAACAACGUAUUGCCGAAAUGAGAGCAUUCGCCGAGAAAGCUAAAUUUGGUACAGUACGUGAGAUAGCUGGCUGUGAUUAUGUCGAUGAAGUUACCAAGGCUGGUGAGGGUAUAUGGGUGGUAUUGCAUCUCUAUGCCAAUGGUGUACCACUGUGUUCUCUCAUCCAUCAUCAUAUGCAAGCAUUGGCUGCACGUUAUCCUCAAACGAAAUUCCUGCGUUCUGUUGCCACCACAUGUAUACCAAAUUUCCCCGAAAAGAAUUGCCCCACCGUGUUUGUUUACUUUGAGGGCCAGCUGAGAAAACAAUAUGUUGGCCCCUUGGAAUUGAGAGGUGACAAACUGACACAAGAUGAAUUGGAAUAUAUGUUGGGACAAGCUGGUGCAGUGCCCACGGAAAUUAAGGAAGAUCCCAAACCACGUAUUAAGGAUAAAAUGUUUGCCGAUUUGGAAAAUCACAUUGAUUUCGAUUAGGAAACAACAAGUA
Messenger RNA from Musca vetustissima, 853 nucleotides. Its product is annotated as viral IAP-associated factor homolog. Bases 1 to 840 code for a protein of 279 amino acids. The record is from RefSeq and is a predicted model, not a curated record. Gene Ontology annotation, biological process: protein folding. The transcript is spliced from 2 exons. Lineage: Eukaryota; Metazoa; Arthropoda; Insecta; Diptera; Muscidae. Gene Ontology annotation, cellular component: cytoplasm.